GAAAAAAAGAAGUGAGAGCUCACUGGAACCAAAAUGAGGACUCCCUCCUACUGAGCUCACUCUGUAUUCCUUUCUCACUUUUCUGAUAAGGGAAAGAAACCACUAAAAAGCUCUUUUCAUGGUGGCGUAAGUGGGUCCUAUUGGACACGGUUCCAAAGCCUUUUGCUCCUACAAAUACCUUCAUCCCCUCACUCCUUUUCUUGCCAUGAGCCAUACCCACACCUACUAUUCUUCUCUUCUUCGUUUCAUCAAACACCUAAUUCUGAUCUCUCCUUGUGCAACUCGCAUCCACUAGUGGUCUCUUAGCAGACCUCUGUUGGUUGCAGUGUUGCCUUCUUUCCAUUUCUUUUCCUUCUACUAUUACGUAUUUGGUGUUUCCUUAGUUUAAAUAAAUUAAUAGCUUAUAUAUCUCUUCUUGGGAUGUCAUCUCUUAACAAGAGCUUUCACUCGUCUUCUUCUUUCAAAGAAGAGGUCAUGGUGAGCAAACAACAGGGGAUAGUUUCCAUUCUUGGUUCUGAUUCUGAAUUAAAAACCAAUAAACCUUUAAGAAGAACGCUUUCGGCUGAUAUGUCCUCAAAAAAAUGGCUUUCUCAAAAUGGAUUCUCAUCUCGCCUUAAGAAAAUUGCUUCAUCCAAAGAAUUCUCAGUUUCAAUCAUAACAGACUCUUCUUCUUCUGAAGGAGAUGAAGACGAGUAUGAGAAAGAGACUGAAGUUUGGAGUUCAAUCCAACAAGAGAAACAAAAGAAAGAUUCAUCGCCACGUGGGCAAUUUGAUAUAUGGAGCUCUAUCUUAACACAAAAAGCACAAGAAGCCAAAAAUCUUCUACCUCCUCCUUAUGUUCACCCUCUUGUUAAAAGAUCAGCAAGUUCUCUAAGCGAAAAGAGCCUUGAAAUUUGUACUGAAAGUCUCGGAUCCGAGACUGGUUCUGAUGGGUUCUCUUCAUAUCCACCAUCAGAGACUGGUGAUGCAGAGGAAGACAAAGAAGAAGAACAACAAGAAGAGGAAGAAGAAGAGGAGGAAGAAGAAGAAAAAGUUUCAAAAAAUUAUGAUAUGGAGGAUUGGCAAGUAAUCAAGUGUAACAUAACCGCAGCUAGUAAGAAAUUGCCACCUAGAACAUUUCCUCCUCCAAUUCCUUCACUAUCUAGUCGCGAUGGAGCUUCUCUGCGAAUGAGGCCUCGCCGAGAUAAUGGUAGGUUUGUUCUUGAAGCUAUUUCAGUUCCUUCGCAGAACAACUUCAAAGCUGAACGCCAAGAUGGUCGCCUUGUUCUUAGCUUUAUCGAUACCCCUGAUGGAGAAGAAGAAGGAACAAAGAAAAAUGAAAUGGAAUUGUUUCAAGUAGAAAUUGAGGAUUCGGAGGAGGAAGAGGAAGAAGUGAAUGAGAGAGGAGGAGGAGGAGGAGGAGGUGAAGAGAUGAGGUAUGUGAUGGAGCAAGCACCAAAAUUAUCUGGCGGGAUUAUUAAUGUUCAUAGGCUAGCUUUAAUGAUAAAUAAGCCUACGAUGUUGGCUAAUAGGAACACAGCAUGGUCUAACAAGUUUAAUGAAGUAGUCAAAUUUGAAGAAGAGGAAGAAGAAGAAGAAGAAGUGAAUCCAAAUCCAAUUGCCCCACUGACUCAGUCACUGCCGCCAAGGCCGCCAGUGGGUCGGAGCAUCCCUAAGCCAGCGGCUGUGGCCACUGCAGCAACAGCGUCAGUUAAUGCCUAUGAGUACUAUUGGAAGCCCAAGCCCAUGGGUACAGCAGGAGUAACAGCAUGUCUUAGUCCCAUUGCCAAAAAAUCACCAUCAAAUAAUGACAAAUACAUCCUCACAAAGAAUUUGAUUGUAAAUGAAAAGAGGCAAGAAUUGUCGGUGUGGAGUGGGAAUAAAGGAGAUUGCUUUCCUCCUUUGUCAAAGGGAUGCAAGGAGCCAAGAAGGUCUCUUUUGCUUCAGAAGCUCCAUUGCAUUGCCACCUCCUAAUCAAAUUCCACCCUCAAGGGGGAAAAAGAAAUUAAUUUCAAUUCCAAACCCAACCAAGAAAAACAAAAAAAAAAAAAAAAAAAAAAGACCAUUAUUAUUGUCACUUUGUCUCCCUAUUUUUCCACUUCCACUCCUUGAGCCUGAGGGGUGGAUUUGUGUUGUCAAAUAAAAAAAGAAAAGGGAGUAUAUUUUGGUUUAGAAGAUCAAAGAGAAAAGAGAAAUGACUAAUUAACAACCUAUAUAUAUAAUAUGAACUUUUUUAUUAGUCUAUGUCUAUGUUUGUGUUGCUAAAGAAAAUCUUGCAUCAUCUUUGACCUUCGGUAGGCUGUCUGUCUUGUCUGUCGCUGAAUCAUGAUGGGCUUCUCUGUUAUAUUUUCUUUUCUUUUCUUUUGUAAUUGGUUGGCCAAUGAGGUUUGAGAAUGGGGUCUUGUGUUGUGUGGCUAACUGAGAACAUCACCAUCUUCCCUUUAUAUGCACCGUCCUUUAUUUUAGGUUAAUCAAUAAAAUAUUGACUACAUUGUAUAUUUUGAGUGAGAUUAUUAAGGAGACAGCUGCAUAAUUUAACU
Molecule: messenger RNA, 2519 nt
Organism: Jatropha curcas
Lineage: Eukaryota; Viridiplantae; Streptophyta; Magnoliopsida; Malpighiales; Euphorbiaceae
Source: RefSeq, a predicted model, not a curated record